AUGGAGGAGCAUGCCUACUCGAUCAGAGAGGAAGCUCCGCUCGUCAUCACCAUACCCGAGGCUCCAGGAAGCGCGGUAUCUCUCGCAGACGGUAUCCCUCGCGUGAACACACUCGUCGCCGCUCCUGUGCACCGAGACUACCUUCCUCAGUCGCCUGUACUUCCGAACGCGCCCCUCACUAUGCGCAACAUCGCGGAUCAGCUCGAACGCUUGCGCAUCGAGGAAGCUCGACUUCAGCUCCCCGACGGGACUCGUCCACCGACGCCGUAUGCGGUCGGCUUCCAUAUCAACGAGCUAGCCCAGACGCCGGCGCUGAACUCGUGGCCCUCGUUUCUCCGAGAGGCCCUCGAGCACAAGCUGCCAUGGUAUCAUAACGGCGGCUAUCUCGUCCCUCGCGGCGAGGAUCCGCAGAGCUCUGACCGAAUCAAAGUUCCUAUCCGCGCCGCAUCGCCGCCCGGCUACCCGCAUAUGAUGCAUGACUUAGCUUAUGCCGACCCCACUAUCUUCCGAUCUUUGUCCGCACCGCCGACGCCCGACGGCGCCGCCCGCUCUCGUACUUAUACAAUCGAACUCACGUCCACCCGACCACCCGUGCACCCUCGCGAUUUCAUCACCGUUUCUCACUCUCCCCUCCCAUCGCCUCCGCUUCCGCCGGAGGGAGCUCCAGCUAUGCAUCGUGAAGAUACGCCGCCGAAGGUCUACAUCUCCGGCGGUCUCUGGACCUACAUGCUCGAGGAGCUCAACAGACAGGGCCACCGUUACAUCCCCCUCGAACGCGAAGCCGAAGCCCGGGUUCCAGGCCCGGUGAACAUCGCUAUGUCGUCUUCUCGCACCGGCGCAGGCGAGCAGCUCCCGCCCGCCAAUCGACCGGCAUCCGCCCCGCUUUUUCUACCGUCACCACCCGGCACCUAUGAUUCCGACAGCGACUGCCACGAAUCGAUGGUCAUGUCGGAUUCAUCCUCUGACUCCGACGAAUCUGCGGAAGGCGCACGCUCCGACAUUCGGCAGGAUCUGAUCUAUCUGAAGCGAGUCGGCGACUUCACGGCUCGCUCCGUUCGCCAGGUCCAUGUCACCAACGCCAAAAUGUAUCAGCUCGUGCGGAGCCGGCUCGAGGAACUAGACGAGGCCAUGUCGAGGCUCGUCGAGCAGGUAGGGGUCCAUAUGACCAAAACCUCCGAACUGACACACGGCACGUUCCGCCGUCUGCGCGAUAUCAAAGACGGGGUCGCCAGCGCGCACGCGGAUGCGCACACUGCUCGCGACAUCCUCGAGUCGUGGACGCGGGAUGACCUUUAUGACCGGGACACGGAUGUCGACAUCGCGGCCGAAGAACGCGAGGCUCUCGAAGAAUGGCUCGGAAACCGCAGCGAAGAAUGA
Messenger RNA from Punctularia strigosozonata HHB-11173 SS5, 1377 nucleotides. RefSeq lists its product as uncharacterized. The record is from RefSeq and is a predicted model, not a curated record. Lineage: Eukaryota; Fungi; Basidiomycota; Agaricomycetes; Corticiales; Punctulariaceae. The transcript is spliced from 4 exons. Bases 1 to 1377 code for a protein of 458 amino acids.